This is a messenger RNA of Diabrotica virgifera virgifera (western corn rootworm), 654 nucleotides long. Its product is annotated as leucine-rich repeat-containing protein let-4-like. The annotation marks the transcript as partial. Gene Ontology annotation, molecular function: protein binding. The record is from RefSeq and is a predicted model, not a curated record. The transcript has a single exon. Lineage: Eukaryota; Metazoa; Arthropoda; Insecta; Coleoptera; Chrysomelidae.
AUCAAAACACUUGAACCUAGAUGCUUUUGUGGUUCUGGAAUCUACUGGCUUUAUUUUACAGGUAACCAACUGACUCAUAUUCCAAAAGGAGUGUUUUAUAAAGUACCAGUCUUCUAUUUGGAUUUCACUAAUAACAAAAUUUCAAAAAUUGAUAAAGGAGCCUUAGCUGCUCUUUCAACGCUAACAUUUGUUCGGUUGUCUAAUAACAAUAUUGGAGAUUUGAAGCUGUCCACUCUUGGCGACCUCAAUACUUCUUUAAAUGGUCUAUCUUUGAGUGAUAACGGCAUUUCAAAUAUCCAUAUUGGAGUGUUCAAAAAUACUAAAAUCGAUAUGUUGGACUUAAGCAAAAACCAUAUAAAAUCGAUUAAAAAAGGACUGUUCCAUAAUGUUAAAAUGUACACCAUUAAUUUGAGUGAAAAUGAAAUUACUGAAAUAGAGGAAGAUGCUUUUGGUGAUAUCGAGGAUUUAAGUCACAUAGAUGUGAGCUUGAACAAACUUACAGAAGUUAAGAAGAGGAUGUUCAGUCUACCAUUGGAUGAAGUUAAUUUGGAAGAUAAUGUAAUAACUAAAAUCGAUAAUGAUGCCCUGAAUGGUCUUCCGCUGUCAAGUCUUCAGAUAAAAAAUAAUCGUAUUGCUGCCAAGAACAACGCUUAA